This is a messenger RNA of Pipistrellus kuhlii (Kuhl's pipistrelle), 1032 nucleotides long. RefSeq names its product glutathione peroxidase 8 (putative) (gene GPX8). Gene Ontology annotation, biological process: response to oxidative stress. The record is from RefSeq and is a predicted model, not a curated record. The transcript has 3 exons. Gene Ontology annotation, molecular function: glutathione peroxidase activity. Bases 177 to 809 code for a protein of 210 amino acids. NCBI's taxonomy places the organism in Eukaryota, Metazoa, Chordata, Mammalia, Chiroptera, Vespertilionidae.
GACUUCCUGCAGAAGCUCAAACCCACCACAGAGCCCUGCCAGCCGCCAGGCCUGAGGCCCCCCCUCCGGAGGCGGGACAGGCGCCGGGCCUUCCGGGUUUCCCUCGAACCGGCUCGGGGUUUCGCGUUUCAGCUCCUCCCGGAGGCCGUCCGCCUCCCCUCCCUCCCGCCUCCAAGAUGGAGCCUCCGGAGCCUCUGGCGCCGCGGCUGCGCUCGGGGCCGCGGGCCAAGGUGCUGGCCGUGCUGCUGGCGCUGGCGCUGGGCGCGGGCACGCUGCUGCUGCUGCAGCUGAGCGCCCGCCCGCCCCGCGCCCGCAGCUUCUACGCCUUCGAGGUGAGGGACGCCGCGGGCCGGCCCGUCUCCCUGGAGAAGUUCAGAGGCAAAGUCACGCUCGUGGCCAACGUGGCCAGCGACUGCCGGCUCACCGACAGCAACUACGCGGGCCUGCAGGCACUGCAGCGCGAGUUCGGGCCCUUCCACUUCAGCGUGCUGGCCUUCCCCUGCAACCAGUUCGGCGAGGCCGAGCCCCGCCCCAGCCGGGAGGUGGUGUCCUUCGCCCGGAGCACCUACGGGGUCACCUUCCCCAUCUUCCACAAGAUCAAGAUCCUGGGGCCCGAGGCCGAGCCCGCCUUCCGGUUUCUGGUGGACUCUUCCAACAAGGAGCCGCGGUGGAACUUCUGGAAGUACCUGGUCAGCCCCGAGGGCCACGUGGUGAGGUCCUGGCGGCCCGAGGAGCCGGUGGACGCCAUCCGGCCUGAGGUGGCCGAUCUGAUCCGGCAGAUGAUCGUCCGGAAGAGGGAGGACCUCUGAGCCACGCCGUCAGACAGAGUCCGGCUCCGCGGGCGGUGCGCCCCGCAGCAGCCACGGCCCCAAACGGGGCGUCCGAGGAAUCCCUGGCGCACACUCAGCCCCGGGGCCACACGGAGCUGCACAGGGCAGUCCCCGCGUGUUCAGGUCCGGAUGCUCAGUGGACACGGCCUGGGCCCUCCUGGACGUGCCCACACACUAGGCCACCCCCUGCCUGGCACGUGCG